Molecule: messenger RNA, 1520 nt
Organism: Jaminaea rosea
Lineage: Eukaryota; Fungi; Basidiomycota; Exobasidiomycetes; Microstromatales
Product: S-adenosyl-L-homocysteine hydrolase
Exons: 4
Coding region: 1-1308 (435 amino acids)
Biological process (GO): L-methionine cycle
Cellular component (GO): cytosol
Molecular function (GO): adenosylhomocysteinase activity
Source: RefSeq, a predicted model, not a curated record
AUGGCACAGAACUACAAGGUUGCUGAUAUCUCCCUCGCCGCCUUCGGUCGCAAGGAGAUCGAGAUCGCCGAGGGCGAGAUGCCCGGUCUCAUGGCCCUCCGCCAGAAGUACGGCAAGGACCAGCCCCUCAAGGGUGCUCGCAUCGCCGGAUGCCUGCACAUGACCAUCCAGACGGCCGUCUUGAUCGAGACGCUCACUGCUCUCGGUGCCCAGGUCACCUGGUCGUCGUGCAACAUCUUCUCGACCCAGGACCACGCCGCUGCUGCCAUUGCCGCUACCGGUGUCCCCGUCUUUGCCUGGAAGGGCGAGACCGAGGACGAGUACAACUGGUGCAUUGACCAGACGCUCAAGGCCUUCCCCGACGGAAAGCCCCUCAACAUGAUCCUCGACGACGGAGGAGACCUCACCUGGCUCGUCCACCAGAAGCACCCCGAGCUCCUCGAGGGCAUCAAGGGUGUUUCCGAGGAGACGACCACCGGUGUCCACCACCUCUACACCGCCAUGAAGCGCGGCACCCUCAAGCUUCCCGCUAUCAACGUCAACGACUCGGUCACCAAGUCCAAGUUCGACAACUACUACGGCUGCCGUGAGUCUCUCGUCGACGGCAUCAAGCGCGCCACCGACGUCAUGCUUGGCGGCAAGGUCGCCAUCGUCGCCGGUUUCGGUGACGUCGGCAAGGGAUGCGCCGAGUCCCUCCGUGGCUACGGCUGCCGUGUCAUUGUCACCGAGAUCGACCCCAUCAACGCUCUCCAGGCCGCCAUGGCUGGCUACGAGGUCAACACCAUGGACGAUGCCUGCAGCCAGGCCGACAUCUUUGUCACCACCACCGGCUGCCGUGACAUCAUCACCGGCAAGCACUUCUCGGCCAUGCGCGACGACGCCGUUGUCUGCAACAUUGGUCACUUCGACAUCGAGAUUGACGUUGCUUGGCUCAAGCAGAACGCCAAGUCCGUCGUCAACAUCAAGCCCCAGGUCGACCGCUUCGAGAUGCCCAACGGCAACCACGUCAUCCUCCUUGCUGAGGGUCGUCUCGUCAACCUGGGAUGUGCUACGGGCCACCCUUCGUUCAUUAUGAGCGCCUCCUUCUCGAACCAGACGCUCGCUCAAAUCGAGCUCUGGAAGAACAACGACGACAAGAAGUACGCCCACGGCAAGGUCUACAUGCUGCCCAAGCGCCUCGACGAGGAGGUUGCUGCUGCCCACCUCGCCCGUCUCAACGUUCGCCUGACUCAGCUCACGGACGUCCAGAGCGACUACCUCGACCUCCCCAAGAACGGCCCCUUCAAGCAGGACCACUACCGCUACUAAGCGGACGGCUUGGAGCUGCGGCGCAGUUGUUCCGCAGCGCCGUGAGCGGAACUUCUUCGCUUGUGGCCUGUGUCUCUCGCUGUCAUCUUAGUCUUUACCCUCUCUAUUGCUCUGUCAUCCUCUCUUAUCCCUUGACAUCAUGCCGUGGGUAGCCUCGAUUGCUUCAACCGUGAUCGAGCGCGAUCCCCUCCCCUCCCUCUCCUCUCUACCCC